Messenger RNA from Amphibalanus amphitrite, 884 nucleotides. RefSeq lists its product as uncharacterized. NCBI's taxonomy places the organism in Eukaryota, Metazoa, Arthropoda, Thecostraca, Balanomorpha, Balanidae. The transcript has 2 exons. Bases 218 to 706 code for a protein of 162 amino acids. The record is from RefSeq and is a predicted model, not a curated record.
CCAUUUUUAGGCUGAAAUUGAGCCUUAUUGAGGGUGAGUACCAUCCUUAGCAGGAACUCAUAUGACGAUGAAAUGCUUGGAUUGACUUAGGCCCUUGAUUUUUCAUAUGUAGUGUUCUUCUAAGGUUGCGUGUGAAAACUGGCUCGUUUUCCCUUGCGGGCUAAGAAGUUACGGCGACCUAAAACCCCAAUACACUACACACAUAAUCUAGUCAACGAUGGUAUGUUACCUAUAUACAAACAUCCCAUUCCGUUUCUGUCCGCAGCUCUGGAAAGAGAUGGAACUUAUCGCUGGUAAGCCUGUCCAGCAAGAGUACGACGCCGCCCUGGGUGCUGUUUUGGACAAGGUAGUGGAGAAGACGUCGCGCAGUCGAGAGGACGCGGCGCUGGUACUGCUGGGCCUUCUGGGUGAGGAGGGAACGGUCGUCAUGGAAGCGCCAGCGGCGACGAUGACACGUCCCCUGAUACACGAGCGGGAGACGAGUUUCGACAUCGUGGUCGAAGGAACAGUGGUGGCCAGCGCCCAGUGCCUUGAAGAGGCACUCCUUCUCUUCGGGGUCGCCCACUACGUCUUCAACCAGAAAGUGUCCCGCUCCCGUGCAUCGCGCUCCACGAUGUGGUUCAUCGUCCACGACAUCAUGGGGCUGCCGGCAGAGUCAACAGCGACGGCGGACGCGCUGAAAAAUCUGUCGGUGCUGACAGCAUAGUGUGCCCGCGCAGUGAGGUAAGCCCAGGGGCGGAGUGGAGACGGAGUGAUGGACGGAGAUGAUGGAGACGGACGUGAUGGCCCGCCCCACAGGGAAAGGGGUCACAAGCGGCAUGGGCGGGCCUGUUGACAUCCUGUGGCAGCCCCUGGGCUACGUUGUCGGGCUUUCUUGAGGUCAG